This is a messenger RNA of Patella vulgata (common limpet), 1192 nucleotides long. Its product is annotated as procathepsin L. The transcript has 7 exons. NCBI's taxonomy places the organism in Eukaryota, Metazoa, Mollusca, Gastropoda, Patellidae. The coding region runs from base 135 to 1130 and encodes 331 amino acids. Gene Ontology annotation, cellular component: lysosome. The record is from RefSeq and is a predicted model, not a curated record. Gene Ontology annotation, molecular function: cysteine-type endopeptidase activity.
GUCCGAAUGUCCGUUAUCUGCUAUAUCACCAAUUUCUCGUGAUUGGCAUGUGAUAUGAUUGUCUUAUCAAUUAUUGUAUAUAUAAAUAUCAGUACGUUAUCCUGUUUUAUUUCACAACAACCAAGAUCAUUAAGAUGUUGCGAUUUUUGGCCGCCCUCGCUAUUUUGUCUGUGGCAUCCGCCCUGACACAGGUUUUAUUGGAUGAAGAAUGGGAGUCAUUCAAAACAUCCUAUGGUAAAGUUUACGCUGGAAAGGAAGACUUAUACAGACGAAAAAUCUGGAAUGACAACCUAGCUUACAUCCAAAAACACAACUUGGAAGCCGAUAGAAAUCUUCACUCUUUCCGUGUUGGUAUGAACGAAUAUGGUGACAUGACAAAUGAAGAAUUUGUUAAAACUAUGAAUGGUUACAGACAGAGAGAAAAAGAAGAUAUGACAGGUAGAACCGUCUUUAUGGCACCAUCAAACAUUGGAGCUCUCCCCACAACUGUUGACUGGAGAAAAGAAGGAUACGUCACUGAAGUUAAAAAUCAGGGACAAUGCGGAUCAUGCUGGGCUUUCUCUACAACUGGAUCUCUAGAAGGUCAAACUUUCAAGAAAACCGGAAAAUUGACCUCCCUCUCUGAACAGAAUUUAGUUGAUUGUUCAAGAAAACAAGGAAACAUGGGCUGUGGUGGUGGUUUGAUGGAUCAAGGUUUCACAUACAUCAAGGUUAACGGUGGUAUUGAUACUGAAGUGUCUUACCCAUACACCGCUAAAGACGGUACCUGUCAUUUUAACCGUGCCAAUAUUGCCGCUAAUGAUACUGGUUUUGUUGAUAUUCCAACUGGCAGUGAAAGUGAUUUGAUGACCGCCGUCGCUACUGUUGGACCAAUCUCAGUAGCCAUCGAUGCCAGUCACACCUCAUUCCAACUCUACAAGACCGGUGUUUAUCAUGAUUUCUUCUGUAGUUCUAAGAGAUUAGAUCAUGGUGUAUUGGCUGUUGGUUAUGGAACUGAUGGUGGAAAAGAUUAUUGGUUGGUCAAGAACAGUUGGGGCGCAACCUGGGGUACUCAAGGAUAUAUUAUGAUGUCCAGAAACAGGAAAAACAAUUGUGGUAUUGCUACAUCGGCCAGCUAUCCUACAGUAUAAAUAUAUAAAUAUAUAGAUACUAUCUACAUGUAGAUACACACCUAUAUGUUUGUAUUAUAUAA